Messenger RNA from Cuscuta campestris, 1690 nucleotides. NCBI's taxonomy places the organism in Eukaryota, Viridiplantae, Streptophyta, Magnoliopsida, Solanales, Convolvulaceae. The record is from the annotation of a GenBank genome assembly.
AAAGAAUAAAUAUACUGUGCCCCCUCGCUCCUCCCCAUACACACAUCAGUGAGAAGGGCGCCGGCGAUGGAAAAUGGCGGCGGGUCACGGCGGAGGUGGGGGUUCCGACGGAACGAGGAGGUUUUAUCGGCCUCUUCAAUCAGCGUCAGAGGGAUUCUCGGUUCCCUGAUGAAAAAUCUCGACCCGGUUGACCCGAGACCCGUAAUCCCUCUCGGCCACGGCGACCCGUCGCCUUUUCCUUCCUUCCGUACGACGUCCCAAGCUGAAACCGCCGUCUCCGACGCCGUUUACUCGGCUAACUUCAACGGUUAUGCCCAUGCCUCUGGCCUGCUUCCCGCUAGACAGGCAGUUGCUGAGUACCUGUCAAAGGACCUGCCAUAUGAGCUAUCAGAAGAAGAUGUUUACCUUACAGUUGGAUGCUCCCAAGCAAUAGAAGUCAUUCUACCCGUUCUCGCCCGCCCGAAUGCCAACAUUUUACUUCCAAGGCCAGGCUUCCCUUACUAUGAAGCCCGGGCUGCACAUUCAAAUCUGCAAGUUCGCUACUUUGAUCUUCUUCCAGAUCAUGAUUGGGAAGUGGACCUUGUUUCUGUUGAAGCUCUCGCAGAUGAAAACACCGUUGCGAUUGUCAUCAUCAACCCCGGUAAUCCCUGUGGGAAUGUCUUCAAAUACCAACACUUGAAGAAGAUUGCAGAGACUGCAAGAAAGCUUGGGAUUCUUGUAGUUGCUGAUGAAGUUUAUGGCCACCUUGCUUUCGGAGACAACCCGUUUGUGCCCAUGGGAGUUUUCGGAUCAAUCGUUCCGGUUAUUACUCUUGGGUCGAUUUCAAAGAGGUGGAUUGUACCAGGCUGGAAACUUGGUUGGCUUGUUGUCAAUGAUACCAAUGGAAUCCUUAAGGAAGAAGGGGUUAUAGAUGGCAUUGCCGGUUUACUCAAUAUUUCGUGUGACCCUGCAACCUUUAUUCAGGGAGCAAUCUCUGAUAUCCUUCUAAAUACAAAACCAGAAUUUUUCUCUAAAAUUCUGAAUGUACUUAGAGAAGCAUCCAACAUAUGUUACGAAAGAACGAAUGAGAUCCGAUGCAUCACGUGUCCAAGCAAACCCGAAGGAUCAAUGUUUGCAAUGGUAAAACUGAAUUUGGACCUCUUGGAAGACAUUGUGGAUGAUUUUGACUUUUGUCUCAAGCUAGCCAAGGAGGAAUCUGUGAUAAUUUUCCCAGGAUUCGGGGUGGGGCUCAAGAAUUGGCUGCGUAUAUCUUUUGCAAUUGAACCAUUGUCUCUUGAGGAUGGCCUUGGAAGGCUCCAAGCUUUUUGUCAAAGGCAUGCCAAAAAAUAGUUAAUGAGAGUGCAGUGAGACUCAUCUGUGUGCUCUUCAAAUGAAUAAUGUAAUAGUGUGGUGGCAUCCAACGUUGUUUUGGGCACUAAUACAUCCCUUGAUCUCAAUGUCGUUGGGAUUAUACAGUGUUGGGUUGUUAGUUAUUAUUGUUUCUUCUGAAUAAAAUAAAGAAAGUGAUUAAGUGAGCUUUUUAUUUAAAGCAGAUGCUAUGGAAUUUCCCACUGUAGUGAUAACUUGAAAAAUCCUGGGAUGGUUUAAUUGGAUGGAGUAAUGGUUUAUUAUUAUUUCAGAUGGCUUUUAUUCCAAAAUGUUAUUAUAUUCUUCCAAGAUAUUCCAAAUAUAAUAAUGUUUUGAAAUUAUU